Penicillium digitatum Pd1 is the source of this 606-nucleotide messenger RNA. The record is from RefSeq and is a predicted model, not a curated record. NCBI's taxonomy places the organism in Eukaryota, Fungi, Ascomycota, Eurotiomycetes, Eurotiales, Aspergillaceae.
AUGCCACCAAUUCGUACUCAAUCCUCUCGAAAUUCAAUAGAGCAGGAGGGUAGGAUCUUACUAGCUAUCCAGGCUUUUAAGAAUCAAGAAAUCUCUUCAAUUCGUGAAGUGGCGCGCCGUUUUAACGUCCCAAGAUCCACCCUUUCUACCCGCCUGAAUGGUAUACAACACCGCGCGAUUUCUCGCGCCAACUCUCAUAAAUUGACCGAUACUGAAGAGGAAUCUCUUCAGAAAUGGAUGUUCUCUAUGGACGCUCGUGGUUCAGCUCCACGACCUUCAAUGGUGCAAGAAAUGGCGAAUGUUCUGCUUUCGCAUCGCGGAAUCAACCCAUCAUCUACAGUCGGCAAAAAUUGGGUCACUAAUUACAUUAAACGACAUCCCAAUCUAUCCUCGAGAUUCUCCAGACGUUACAAUUACGAACGUGCUAAAUGUGAAGAUCCAAAAAUCAUUGGUGAAUGGUUUACACUUGUUCAAAAAACGAUUCUUCAAUACGGCAUUGACAACGAUGACAUUUAUAACUUCGAUGAGACUGGUUUUGCAAUGGGAUUAACCGCAACUGCUAAAGUCACUACGAGAUCUGAAUACUACGGUCGGCGAUCACUUUAA